This is a messenger RNA of Cooperia oncophora, 378 nucleotides long. The record is from the annotation of a GenBank genome assembly. Lineage: Eukaryota; Metazoa; Nematoda; Chromadorea; Rhabditida; Trichostrongylidae.
AUGCUGUUUGUUCUCGCAGCACUGUGCCUGGUCAUGGAGAGCGUCGGCGCUGAUACAUGGUGCCUCUCUUACCUCCCAGUGAAUAAAGUGUAUAGGGAGUUCCACCGGACGAACCCAAACCUGGAAUGGAACAAUGAGCUCGCGCAAUUUGCAUGUGACGAACUGAAACGUCGAGAGGAGCACCCCGCGAAAUACAAGCUACUAGCCAAGAUGGAAUUUUCGGGCAAGCCGAACCCGUUCACUGUGCGAAGAACUCUCUUCAGAGGAACAACAAGCACCCAGAGGGAAGAUGUGACCAUUCAUAAGCCGGGCACGAAGUAUGGAUGUGACGCUUGGAACGAAGGAAACACCAUGAAAGUCCUGUGCCUUUACAACUGA